AGCCAUGAACUACCUGCGGCGCCGCCUGUCGGACAGCAACUUCAUGGCCAAUCUGCCAAAUGGGUACAUGACCGACCUGCAGCGCCCGCAGCCGCCCCCGCCGCCGCCCGCUGCCCCCAGCCCGGGAGCCACGCCUGGUCCUGCGACUGCCACUGCCGAGAGGGCCUCUUCGGCCGCCCCCGUGGCCUCUCCGGCCGCCCCUAGCCCCGGGUCCUCGGGGGGUGGUGGCUUCUUCUCGUCGCUGUCCAAUGCGGUCAAGCAGACGACGGCGGCCGCGGCUGCCACCUUCAGCGAGCAGGUGGGCGGCGGCUCUGGGGGCGCAGGCCGUGGGGGCGCCGCCGCCAGGGUGCUGCUGGUAAUCGACGAGCCCCACACCGACUGGGCGAAAUACUUCAAAGGGAAAAAGAUCCAUGGAGAAAUUGACAUCAAAGUGGAACAGGCUGAAUUCUCUGAUCUCAACCUCGUGGCUCACGCCAAUGGUGGAUUCUCUGUGGAUAUGGAAGUUCUUCGGAAUGGGGUGAAGGUUGUGCGGUCUCUGAAGCCAGACUUCGUGCUGAUCCGCCAGCAUGCCUUCAGCAUGGCACGGAAUGGAGACUACCGCAGUUUGGUCAUCGGGCUGCAGUAUGCUGGAAUCCCCAGCGUUAACUCUUUGCAUUCUGUCUACAACUUCUGUGACAAGCCCUGGGUGUUUGCCCAGAUGGUUCGACUGCACAAGAAACUGGGAACAGAGGAAUUCCCUCUAAUUGAUCAGACCUUCUACCCCAAUCACAAAGAGAUGAUUGGAUAA
This is a messenger RNA of Hippopotamus amphibius kiboko, 787 nucleotides long. RefSeq names its product synapsin I (gene SYN1). Gene Ontology annotation, biological process: neurotransmitter secretion. The record is from RefSeq and is a predicted model, not a curated record. Gene Ontology annotation, cellular component: synaptic vesicle; synaptic vesicle membrane. NCBI's taxonomy places the organism in Eukaryota, Metazoa, Chordata, Mammalia, Artiodactyla, Hippopotamidae. Bases 5 to 787 code for a protein of 260 amino acids. The transcript has 6 exons.